Galleria mellonella (greater wax moth) is the source of this 4712-nucleotide messenger RNA. Its product is annotated as SID1 transmembrane family member 1-like. The record is from RefSeq and is a predicted model, not a curated record. The transcript is spliced from 19 exons. Gene Ontology annotation, cellular component: membrane. NCBI's taxonomy places the organism in Eukaryota, Metazoa, Arthropoda, Insecta, Lepidoptera, Pyralidae. Bases 147 to 2798 code for a protein of 883 amino acids.
UGUCGUCUACAAAUCUUAGAUUGCAAUUGUUGUCUUCUUGAAAAUACAUAUAUAAAUAAAAAAAGAAUUUUAAAUUGUUGUGUAACUUUCUUAAUUUUAACAAAAUAAUGUGGGUUUUCGUUAACUAACGUGAUAAAAAUACUACAAUGGCUAUUUUAACAUUUUUACUGUAUUGUAUAUUGAUAAACCUUCCCAUUUUUGUGUUUAGUGAGAACAAUGUAAACACAGAUGGAAUAAUAUUUCACUAUAAUAAUACCUAUAAAUACAAUGUACCAUACACAGUGUAUGUGAAUAAAAAUACAGAAUAUAUCAUGGAGUUUGGAGGGGAUCUUGAAUCAUAUGAUACACCAGCUAGAGUGACAGUUGCCAGUGACUUUGCAAACAGGACAUAUCCACUGUUUGUAACGGCAAGGCAACAGAAAGGCGUGUUCUCCUGGCAGCUACCGAUGCUCGUUCAGACCCUGGGCGGGCUGGAACAGUUCACCAACAUAUCCCGGACGCUGUGCCCCCAUAAUAAUCUCUUCGCCGAAGAUGAGGACACCUGUGACAUCUCUUCUCUCAACACGCCAAUAGUCCAUCUAACGUCAUCCUCGCCCGACGACAUAAAAGUGACCAUCUACGUGGAGACGGUGCAGGAUUUCUACAUUAAACUGAAUUCAGUGACGAACUUCACCAGUACUCCAAGUCAGCCGAAGUAUUAUUUCUACCCGUUCAAUCAGGGGCCGAACAAUAUGAUAGAUCUGCCCACACAAACCGCCAGAAGGAAGUAUGCGUGUAACAAAGAGUUGGAUGCGUCAGAACAGAGGAGGCUGGACACGUACUUCGUACAGAGCAACUUCAGAAGCGUCUCAGGCUGGAUGUCGCGACCGAAAAGUGUGAUAGUACUGAUAGAAUCUGAUGAUGAUAUUUGUGCUGUUGUUUCUAUACAAAAUUUUUCGUGUCCAGUGUUUGACAACGAGAGGGAUAUACUGUACGACGGGUAUUAUUUGACGAUGACCCGCCGCGGUGGCAUCACGCUAACGCAAGACACAUUCCCUAUAGGGUUCUACAUAGUGUUCAUAGUGAAGACGUCGGAUGAUGAUUGUUCAGAGCGAAACACCGGCAACCAGACGUUGCCCACGAUGGCGCACUACUUCGGCUGGACCGAGGACGGCGUCGUCCAGGUGGAGACCAACGACGGCCGGGUCAAGAGGUUCAGUUUUAAAAUCAUCGAGACGAUAUCGUAUCAAGAGUACGCGAUCGCUGCGGGCGCGGCGCUCGGCUUCUUCCUCUCCUUCUACGUGGCGUUCGUCAUAGUGCUGCUGUGCCAGAGGAGGAAGAUGAUGGCCAGCACCGAGUCGGACACGAGCCAGAGCGAAGAAGGCCGGCUCACGCCGCCGUCGACGCCCCACGAUGCGGUCAACGUGACGGGAGCGCGGCGACGUCGCGUGCACGUGAUCUGUGGGAACGCUAUGUCCAGCAGUGGGGAGACGUCCUCGCAACGGUGCCUGGUCGGUGAAGGGGACGCCGCGAUAGAACGCAGCUCGUCGUCCGAUACAGAGUCUGAUUUCUCGACGAUGGACGACGCUAACACCGACAAGGACGUGUACCUAUUGGGCGGGAAGCUGUGCGUGGCCAAUUUAGCCAGAUGUCGGCCGCGCGUGCUGUCGGCGCGCUCCAAGAUGUACCUGUGGAACGUGCUCACGGUGGCCGUGUUCUACACGCUGCCCGUCAUACAGCUGGUCGUCACCUACCAGAGGUUACUCAACCAAUCCGGCAACCAAGACCUGUGCUACUUCAACUUUUUGUGCGCUCACCCGCUAAUGGUGCUGUCAGAUUUCAACCACGUGUACUCGAAUCUGGGUUACGUGCUGCUCGGGCUGUUGUUUCUGCUGUUGGUGUGGCGGCGCCAUAAUAAACACAAAGCGAAGUCUGCUGUUGAGAAAGAGCUGGGUAUCCCGCAGCACUUCGGUCUGCUGUACGCGAUGGGGGUGGCGCUGGUGAGCGAGGGUCUGCUGUCGGCCGCCUACCACGUCUGCCCCAACAGCAUGAACUUCCAGUUUGACACAUCGUUCAUGUACGUGACGUCGGUGCUGUGCAUGGUGAAGAUCUACCAGGCGCGCCACCCGGACAUCAAUGCGCGGGCGCACGCCACCUUCGGCGUGCUGGCGCUCAUUAUAUUCAUUGGUCUGGUGGGCGUGCUGAACGCGAACUUUUACUUCUGGAUCGCGUUCACAGUGCUUCACCUGGUCACCUGCCUCUUCAUGACCUUCCAGAUAUAUUAUCUCGGCCGAUUCAAAUGGGAGGGCGGUUUAGUAUGCCGCGCCGUGCGGCAGGUGGCGGCGCGUCCCCUUGCGGCCAUCACGCCAACUCACUGCGGCCGCGGGGUGCUGCUGCUGCUCGCUAACCUCGCUAACUGGGCCAUCGCUGCAUACGGCGUGGCGCAGCACAGCCGCGACUUCGCGUCGCACCUGCUGCUGGUGCUGAUGAGCAACCUGUUCCUGUACACGCUGUUCUACAUCGUGAUGAAGCUGCUGCACAGGGAGUCCAUACGCUGGUACAGCUGGGUGUUCAUAGCUAUCACAUAUACGGUGUGGUUCGGCUCGAGCUACUUCUACUUGGACCAGAGUACUAAUUGGGCGUUAACUCCAGCUCAAUCGAGACGCAACAACCGCGUCUGCUCCCUGUUACAACUGUACGACUCGCACGAUAUCUGGCAUUUCCUCUCUUCAGCAGCUAUGUUUUUCUCUUUCAAUAUGUACCUUACCAUAGACGAUAACUUAGCCAACGUGCCUAGAGAUGAAAUUAUGGUAUUUUAAACUUUGAUUGUUAAUUAUUCAGUAUUGAAACAUUAAUACUGGCUUCAAAGACUCAAAAGAUGUGGACCUAAAAUUGGGCCCUGAGGUACCCCAAUUUUUCGUUCAUAUAGACAUCUUGUUUCAUUUAAUAGGCUUAAAAAUCAGUCCAUGAUAAUGUGAUCUAAAUAAUAAAAAGCGAUAGAAAUAUUAUGUAUUGGUAAUUCUUCACAAUAUUAUGAAUAUUACGUACACAGAAAUGCACUUUCUCUUAUGAUUUUUAUAUGAUAUUAUUUAUUAUAGACAAUGACUAUUAUAAUGGUUUCUAUUUUGUUUUAUAUUUUUAAUUAAUUUAAAUAAAAAAAAUACAAAUAUAUAUAAUAUAAAUUAAAAGGUAUAGUCUAAUGUAUAAGAUCUAAUAUAAUUGAUAAGGUGGGCAACCAAAAACAAAUGGACCUAAAAUAGAACCUUGAUGGACUCAUUUUAAUUAAUAUUCCAGCAAACAGAAAGCUGCUUGUAAUUAAAUUCGUGAUUAUAAUUUGUAACUGUAUGUAUUUUAAAUACAUUAUUAACACUAGUUUUACUAUGUGUAUAUAUGUAAUGACAUAACAGCUUAUACAGUAAAAUGCCUUUUAAAAAUCAGAAGCUACAAACAAAAAUCUUUCAAUUUAUAUUAUACCAAAAACAAUUGUACUCUUUCAAAAUUUGUAUUUAAAUACUUGCUCAAAACAAUUUACUAUACUCAUUACUGCCUUUAUUAAUUUUUAGUCUUUAGUUAUCUCAAAAUAGAGUAAUUAUAUGUAAAACUUAUUCUUAGCCUUUCACUAUAUAUUUAUCUAUAUAUCUAUAUUUGGCAAGAAUGUUUUCGUUAAAUUACUAUCAUACUUCAAAGAAAGUAUCCAGCCAAAGAUUGGUCUAAGCUUACUCGAGAGUUUUGAUUAUGUUUAUAAAUUAUAAAUGUUGAGAGUGCAACAAUGUUCUUAGAAAUUUUUAUUUAGUUUUGUCAACUGCGAUACCUUGUGUCCAAGGUCAAUUUUGUUUUACGUAAGACAUUUGUAGUAUUUCGAAUUUAUUAUAAAUUAAGUGUUUUUUGUGUGAUUUCAUACAGCAAAUGGUAUCUUAUGUGACCUAUUGUUUAUUUAACGUGCAAUUGUUUAUUUGUUCUCCAAUUAUUUGUGGUAUAUUCUUGCAAAAAAAUGUGUUUUACGAGAAAUAAUGCUACCCUUGUACGUUACGUUAAUUUUCUAUAUUUUGUGUACAAUUCGACAAAAAAGAUGAAUUGAUUAUUGAAUGUUGUAAUCGGUACCUUCGUUAUCAUUUACUGUUUGCCGCUAAAUAUGUACCCCCUUAUUUAUAAAAACGUCAAGCGUCUCAAACUUAUUGAAGUGUUUUAUCUUUUUCCAUUGCACUAAGUUCUUAACUUGAAAGAAAAUGACAACUACUGUAAUAGUUUAGCUGUAUAGGUUUGUUUAUUAGGUAGGUUUUUUUUUUUAUAAAUAAAUGGUUAUAUUUUUUAAUAUGCAAUUAAAAUUAAUGAAAAAAUAAAAAUCUUAGAUAGGUAAUUGUUUUAAAUUUGUAUAAGCUAAUAAUUAUAGUAAUGUCAAAGAAAAAGAUUGUCCCGUUUUUGGAUUCGAAUUUGAGCUUUGACUCGAAGAUGAUGUAAGAAAUGAAUUAGUGAUCUCAGGUGGUAAACGAAUAAUAAGCUUUAUAUGCACAUUAUUAAAAUCUAUUAUUAAUGUUAAAGCUAAUAGAAUUGGCGAGGAUAUGUACAUAGAAAAUGCUUUUAGUAAAUCACGAGGUGCUAUUAUAAAAUUUUACGAAUUUCACCACUUCUGCGAAUUUAUUCCCUAAUAACUAGGUUAUUUUUUUUUUAUUAUUAUCAAUUUCAGUUAUACAUGACUCAGUUAUAUAAAACUGAUCUUUAUUCACAAAAGAAAA